CGCAAAAGCAGGAGCGCAGUUGUGAUGGAGGGAAGAAGAGUCGAGAGAGCGCUGCGGAGCUAUCUGGAUAACCGUGCGAGUCUCUCCUUUAACCUGGACACCAAAUCUGACCGCGUACUGGCUCUGCAGCACGGCUACGUCACUGGAAACCGGAGAGAAGGCGUGGCUCGGCGGCAAGGACUCGACGACGACUGGGAGGCUGUUUUGCAGGCGGCACGUGCGAGGGACGGGCAGCGGCUGGCAAGGGUGGAGAAGCUCUCAGAGGGAUCCAGACGAUCCAGGGAGGAAGGUCUCCUCAGAGCUCACAGGGAGGUGUGGAUGAGAGAGUGGAACAAACUCCAAUUGGAGAGAGGACAGGUGCAAAAGGAGCUGGAGGAGUGGAGAGUGUGUGUGGGCUCUGAGGAACACAGUUUUUGGCUGGAAUUCCUCUCAGAGGCAGCUGCCGUGGAAUCCCAGCUGUGUGAGGAGAGAGAAGACUUCACGAGGGAGAGAGUUCGGCCAUUACUGAGAGCCAGGGGGAGACUCAGAGGCAGUUUGGGGAGAGGAGAGAGGGAGAAGGAGGGGGUGAAGAGGGAGGGAGAGAAAGCUGUUCUCAAACUGGAGGAAGAGAUUCACAGACUAUGGGGAGAGAUUGCGACGGUGGGUGUGGAGAAAGAGGGAGAGAUGAAGGAUGCCUUGCAGGGCAUCCCCCUGGAAUUGGCAGAGGAGAGAGAGGCGCCAAACUAUGGGUCUGCACUGAGAGAGUUGCAGCUGCUUGACAAUCACUACACUUUGACCCUGGAGACCCUCCAUCAUCGUUACCAGGGGGUUGCCGGGCGGGGCAGCUGUUGCCAGGGAGUUGCCGGGCAGAGCAACAAUGGGUGGAGCUUCACAGACGACGAGAGGUUUCGUCACGUCGUCGGGCAGUACCCCUCGUUGCUAAGGAAGAGGAGGACCCUGUUAAUUGACCGACUAAUGAGAGAAUUUCCUAACCUCACAAGACCAGAGAUUAUGACACACGAGUCGUGGUAUAAUGCUUCGACGCACUAUCAGAGACAAGUGGCUAGCGUCAAGAAAUCUUGGCUGCGAAAUAGAACUGAGCUGGUGGGUAGGCUAGUGGAAAUGUUGAGAAGACAGAAAGAGGUUCUUGAGGCGGAGGCGAUAUCGUCAGCUGCGAAGGUUGAGCAACGGAGGAAAGCAGAGGAAUUGUACGAGAGAGUGUGUGAGUGGAGGAAGGAGAGAGAGGAGGCUGUGAGGAGGGAGGAGAGGGAGAGGGAGAGGGAGAGAAGGAAGGAGGAGGAGGAGAGGGAGAGGGAGGAACGGAAGAUAGCUGAACACAGAGCGAAACUAAAGGCAAAAGUGAGGAAUGUUUUACAAAAGUCACGUAUGUAUGCAUGCACAGUGACUUGGCAUGUUGUGGAGUGUGUUCUAGUAAAGUGUCCUGAUUAGAGGGUGUCCUAAUUAGGGAGGUGUCCUGAUUAGAGAGGUAUCCUGAUUAGAGAGGUGUCCUGAAUUCAGGUUGAGGUGUUCCACGGUCUGAAGAAGGAAGCAGCAGAGAGAGAAAGUGUAGACGGGGAGAAGAGGAGGGAGGAGAGGGAGGGGGAGAAGAUGGAGGAGAGGAGGAGAGGGAGAGAGAGGGUAAGUCGCAGAGAGCAGCUCCUGCGAGAGAGACAGGAGAGGGAGGAGGAGGCUCGAGGGAGGGCCUUGGCUGCAGUCAGAGAGCGAGAAGAAAGGCUCGAUAGACUGAGACAGACGGUGGAAGUGAAAGCAGCAUGCAAUCCCCAGAGGAUUUUGCAACCCACCAAGGCUUCUGAAAGUAGGGUCUUGGUUGAUUCCCAACCCCAACUCCACGCCCAGCAUCCACUGUUUACUCUCCACGGUUACCGUGACAAUGUGGUGACCUCUGACCCCAGGUUCAAGGUGGCAGCUGCCCUGAGAAAGGCAGGACUUCUGGGGUCAAAGUACGCCAGACACGCCCUGUCAUUAGUCC
This is a messenger RNA of Geodia barretti, 1969 nucleotides long. The record is from the annotation of a GenBank genome assembly. Lineage: Eukaryota; Metazoa; Porifera; Demospongiae; Tetractinellida; Geodiidae.